AACGAAAUAUUUGUCAAAUGCAUUACCAUUACAUGACGCACCGCAAUCAAUAUUCUGUAUUAAUAGUUGGUCUCAGAUCUCAAGUUGCACUAUAUGGCAUUACAAUGCCGAAAUACUGCACAGCUCCGAACUGCAAGAAUGAUUCCAGGGACACAGGUAGUGGGAAGCGGAGUUUUUACAAGUACCCUUUGCACGAUCCAGAGAGGUUACAGCUGUGGUUGAAGAACAUGGGUCGUGAAGAAUGGUCUCCAACUCGCCACCAGUAUAUUUGCCAUGAGCACUUCUUGCCAUCUUGCUUUACUUUACGCUGGGGCAUCCGCUACCUCGCCACUGAUGCUGUACCAACAAUCUUCGAUCUCACCGAAAGCGCUAAGAAACGGAAGGUUCUUGGUUAUCUUGAGAGGAAAGCCAGACGUCUGCGAUACCAGAAAGCAAAACUGCCACCACCAGAUGGAGUGACUCCAUCUAAGGAAGUAACUCCAAUAAGGAAGCAUUCUGCCCAUGAAAGUGACACCAGUGCUGUGCAGCUUUAUGCAGUAACUUUUGAGUCAUCCCAUGGUAGUGAACCUGUACUGUUAGAUGCCAGUCACUCUGCAGGUGAACUGGAAACCCUUCCGACAGCUGUGCUGACAGAUGGGGUUCAAGGAACGGAAGGAGACACUCCCGUAAAUCUUCUUCAGACAGCCAAGAAAACAGAUGACACUAGCAGCGAGGGACAAAGUGAGGUUGUAAUGAUGUUUGAGAGUCCAUCUCUCGAAGGAGGAGAGGAGGUGGAGCUGUCAGAUAGCCAGGAAACAGUAACGAAGGAAGGUAUGAGGCAAGCACUCCACGAUCCUUCCUCUUUUGCCACUGAGAAUGAAGCUACGAAGAUGGAGGAGACCUCUGUUGUCCAGGAAGAGGACAGUGGCACCCAGCUCAUUGCCUACUUUGAGACCAUUCCCAAUGUCCUAUCUAAUUGUGCCUCUAUGCAGAUUAGUGCCUCCUCAGAAACAGUGCUGUCCUCCUCUCUCAGCUCUAAGCCAAUCGUCUCCACCGUCCCCAUCGUAUCCAAGCACGUAAUGCCCUCCCCAGACUCACUUGUUCUCACCCUGGAGAGAUUAGUAUCUGUCGAGGGGCAAGGGGAGGAAAGCGAAGGCACGGCAGGCGGGACUAAACAACUCGAGGAGCACAGGUAUCACAAGAACAACCUGAGCAAGGAACAGCUGGAGGCCAUAGUGAUUGAGCUCCAGAAAAAGGUGAAGGUCCUGCAGCAAAGGCAUCGCCGACACUUGGACAAAUUGCUUGGAUUAGAAAGCACAGUUAAUCAACUGAGACAAAGCAACCUGCUCAAAGAAGAACGCCUACAACUGCUUGAGAGGGCCUACUUACAGACUAGUGCGGCCGAUUCUCAUCCCGGGGAGACUGUGGCUAUUAUCUGUGAGGAUGAAAAUGCUUCACAUCUCCAUGCCGAGCCAAAAACUGAAGAAGAGGAGGGGUUAGGUUAG
Molecule: messenger RNA, 1484 nt
Organism: Chanos chanos (milkfish)
Lineage: Eukaryota; Metazoa; Chordata; Actinopteri; Gonorynchiformes; Chanidae
Product: THAP domain-containing protein 5-like
Exons: 5
Coding region: 105-1484 (459 amino acids)
Source: RefSeq, a predicted model, not a curated record